GCUAAUACGUCAAUGGCCCCGUCUACAAGUUCAUUAUCAUUACACAGGGUUACAAGAUUAUUCCUAGAGGGCUGUAUCUGGCGUAACUCUGGUCAACCGUCUCUUACACAAGAGAGCUGUCACAGGCAGCUAUCAUGUUUCAGAGGAAGUCUAGACUAAAAUCUUAGCAGUGCGAUAGCGCUAGGCGUUGCUCGAUUAUGGGGUCACACAUGUAUAACCCAAUUUUCUUUUGAAAUUUGAUUCACAGUCAGCAGUUGCCUGUGUCAGCAGUUGCAAUUGCAAAUGUGUGGGAGAGCGAUCGGGCGCGCAAGCGAGCGCAGGGGAGAGGGAGUGAGGGACAGAGCGAAAGAGAGAAAGAAAGCGAGCGCAGGGGAAGGAGAUGGAUUCCCUACGAGCAAGGACCUCUGUUAAACUGUUGUGCUGGUAAAGCGACCAGCUCCGCCCUUUAUCGUAGGAUUGGUGUAUGUUAUGAAUGGAGCAUGAUUUGGAGGAACCCUUGACAGCACCUGGAGAUGUCCUGAUGUUAUGGCAUUUUGGAAGCGGGACGCGUAUGCUGAAUGACGGUGUGGACGGGCAAUGGCGGCGAAAUGGCUGAGGAUGUUAGUGCCGUGGAGAGGAGGCUGGACGCCACGUGGUAAAGAGCCCAGACCAGGCUGUGCCGAGGAAGAGCGCCAUGUCCGAGCCAAUGACCGACUUUACAAUGACAAGUUCUCCUACGCAGACAACCGGAUCAAAACCUCAAAGUACAGCAUCUUGACCUUCCUGCCCGUCAAUCUGUUUGAGCAGUUUCAGCGCGUGGCCAACGCCUACUUCCUGGUGCUGCUGAUCCUACAGUUAAUCCCCGAGAUCUCCUCCUUGUCCUGGUUCACCACUAUAGUGCCUUUGGUGAUGGUGCUGGUCAUCACCGCUGUGAAAGACGCCACGGAUGACUAUUUUCGGCACAGGAGUGAUCAGCAGGUCAACACACGCCAGUCUCAGGUGCUCAUCCAGGGAAAGCUGCAGAAUGAGAAGUGGAUGAAUGUUCGCGUGGGAGACAUCAUCAAGCUGGAGAAUAAUCAGUUUGUCACUGCAGACCUUCUCCUCCUCUCCAGCAGUGAGCCGUACGGCCUGUGCUACAUAGAGACGGCGGAGCUGGAUGGGGAAAACAAUUUAAAAGUCCGGCAGGCCUUGACUGUGACAUCGGACCUGGGAGCAGAUAUUGCCAAACUUGCAGAGUUUGAUGGUGAGAUCACCUGUGAGCCGCCCAAUAACAAGCUGGACCGAUUCACGGGGACGCUGUGCUGGCGCGGCAACAAGCACCCGCUGGAAAACGAGCACAUGCUGCUGAGGGGGUGCGUGCUCCGCAACACCGACUGGUGCUUUGGCCUGGUGGUGUUCGCCGGACCCCAGACCAAGCUGAUGCAGAACUGUGGGCGGACCACUUUUAAGAGGACCAGCAUAGAGAAGCUGAUGAACACGCUGGUCCUGUGGAUCUUUGGCUUCCUGAUCUGCAUGGGUAUCAUCCUGGCCAUCGGCAACACCAUCUGGGAGGUGAAGGUGGGCAGGGCCUUCUGGGCGUACCUGCAGUGGGGGGAGCUCCUAAGCAACGCCGUCUACUCCGGCUUCCUCACCUUCUGGUCCUACAUCAUCAUCCUCAACACCGUCGUGCCCAUCUCCCUCUACGUCAGUGUGGAGGUCUUGCGUCUGGGUCACAGCUACUUCAUCAACUGGGACAGGAAGUUGUACUACGGGGAGAAGGACAUGGCGGCGGAGGCACGGACCACCACCCUCAACGAGGAGCUGGGCCAGGUGGAGUUCAUCUUCUCCGACAAGACCGGCACCCUCACCCAGAACAUCCUGAUCUUCCACAAGUGCUCUAUCAACGGGACCACGUAUGGCGAGGUAUAUGAUGACUUCCACCAUAAGGUGAACAUCACAGAGAAGACUCCAUGUGUUGAUUUCUCCUUUAACCCACUGAGCGACCCAAAGUUCCGUUUCCAUGACAGCAGCCUGGUGGAAGCCGUAAAGGUGGGUGAGGCGUGUGUGCAGGAGUUCUUCAGACUGCUGGCGCUCUGUCACACCGUCAUGCCUGAGGAGAGGAGCGAAGGAGAGCUGGUGUACCAGGCCCAGUCACCUGACGAGGGCGCGCUGGUCACCGCGGCACGGAACUUUGGGUUUGUGUUCCGAGCUAGAACCCCAGAGACCAUCACCCUGUACGAGAUAGGCAGGCCUGUCACCUACCAGCUCCUGGCCUUCCUGGACUUCAACAACGUUCGCAAGAGGAUGAGUGUCAUCGUGAGAAACCCAAAGGGCGAGAUCAAGCUGUAUUGCAAAGGAGCCGACACCAUUGUGUUUGAAAGACUGCACCCAUCUAAUGAAGACCUCAUGGAUACUACCUCAGAACACCUCAAUGAGUUUGCAGGGGAGGGCUUGAGGACGCUGGCGCUGGCCUACAGAGAGCUGGAUGAGGACGUGUUUGGGGAGUGGAUGGAAAGGCUGCAGUACGCCAGCACGGUGGUGGGGAACAGAGAGGAGCUCCUCAACGAGCUCUACGAGGAAGUGGAGCAGGACUUGAUGCUGCUUGGUGCCACGGCUGUCGAGGACAAGCUGCAGGAGGGAGUUCCAGAGACCAUCACCUGCUUGAGUCUGGCCAACAUUAAGAUCUGGGUCCUCACUGGAGACAAACUAGAGACAGCCAUGAAUAUCGGUUACUCGUGUAACAUGCUGCGGGAUGAUAUGGACGAGGUGUUUGUCAUCUCUGGACACUCAUCUCUGGAGGUCGCACGGGAGCUAAGGAGUGCCAAAGAGCGUAUCCUGGGCCCCAGCUGUGCCAAGCUCAGCAGCGCCGGGAAGUCCAUCUCGUCCAGCAGCGACUCUGUGUUUGAGGAGACCAUUAUUGCAGAAUACGCGUUAAUCAUUAACGGUCACAGUCUGGCCCAUGCACUGGAGCUGGAGGUGGAGCUGGAGCAGGUGCUGCUGGACGUGGCCUGUCUGUGUAAGACGGUCAUCUGCUGCCGGGUGACGCCCCUGCAGAAGGCGCAGGUGGUGGAGCUGGUCAAGAGGCACAAGCGGGCCGUCACCCUCGCCAUCGGGGACGGCGCCAACGAUGUCAGCAUGAUCAAGACGGCCCACAUCGGCGUGGGCAUCAGCGGGCAGGAGGGCACGCAGGCAGUGCUGGCGUCGGACUACUCCUUCGGCCAGUUCCGCUACCUGCAGCGCCUCCUGCUGGUCCACGGGCGCUGGUCCUACCGCCGCAUGUGCAAGUUCCUCUGCUACUUCUUCUACAAGAACUUCGCCUUCACGCUCGUGCACUUCUGGUUCGGCUUCCUCUGUGGCUUUUCUGCGCAGACGGUGUAUGACCAGUGGUUUAUCACUCUUUACAACAUUGUGUACACGUCUCUGCCAGUGCUCGCCAUGGGCAUGUUUGACAAGGAUGUGAAUGAGCACUUCAGCCUGCGUUACCCUAGCCUGUACCGGCCCGGGCAGCUCAACCUGCUCUUCAACAAGCGCAAGUUCUUCACCUGCACCUUGCACGGUGUCUUCACCUCUUUUGUCCUCUUCUUCGUGCCGUACGUAUUGUGCUUCUCUGCCGUUCGCGACGACGGCGCGCACGUCUCGGACCAACAGGCCUUCGCCAUCACCAUAGCAACCUCUCUGGUCAUUGUGGUCAGUGUGCAGAUUGGUCUAGACACUGACUACUGGACUGCGGUGAAUCACUUCUUUGUGUGGGGCAGCCUGGCAAUGUACUUUGCCAUUUUGUUUGCCAUGCACAGCGAUGGCCUCUUCAGCAUGUUUCCCAGUCAGUUUCCAUACAUUGGUCUGGCUCGUAACGCCCUGACUCAGAAGAGUGUGUGGUUGGUCAUCCUCCUGACUACAGUGGUGUGUAUCAUGCCCAUGCUGGCUAUACGCUUCCUCAAGACAGACCUGCGCCCCUCCCUCUCAGAUAAGGUGUACCUGCUGCAGAAGGCCAGCAGGAGGCAGCAUCCUCAGGAGCAGAGUCUGAAGCGCGUGAGGAGGACCAGCUCCCGCCGCUCCGCCUACGCCUUCGCCCACCAGCAGGGCUACGGCGAGCUCAUCACCUCCGGCAGGAACAUGAAGUUCACCGCCUCAGCCUCCACCCCCAACCUCAGUGCCCCCCCCAGCCCCGCCCUCAGCCCCCCCGCCCCCGUCCAGAACAUGAGCUGCACCGGCUGGAUCGGGACCUGGGGGGGCGGGGGGGAGGAGGAGCUGGGCGAUGUGGACUCGACUGGGGAGAGCCCUGGGGUGACGGACGACGGGGCUGGGAAGACCCCAACAGCAGAGAUCACCGCCUGAAGGCCAGAGACAGACGCCAUGACAACGACACACACACCACAGCUGACAGGGGCUGUGUAAGGAGACGGUGUGUGAAGCCUCUCAGAAUGUACCUCCGACCCAAACACACACCCUCAGAGGCAACCAGCACUGCACAGCACAGCACAGCAGCGGACUCCAAACAGGCUGCCUCUCAGAACACACAGAGGUUACAGCAUUAUCUUUCUUACAAAACUCUCCUUCUCAGAUCGCAUCUUCCGUCAAUUUAAUGGCCUACUCGCAGGAUGUUUAUUAAGUCUUUUUUAUUCCAAUAAAUCCUCACAUUACAUUACAAAUCAUAAUGUUACAGGAGCAUUCAUAAUGGUCUUCUUGCAUUCCUGCGGCUGGCCUAUUCAGUGAGAUUGUAGAAUAUAAACAUGACGUAGACAAAUUAAGUGAUAGGAAGAGAAAACAGCUGAAUGUGGACCGGCCCACUGUCCCACUCAUAUGGGGGGAUUGGACUGGUCCACUGGCCCACAGGCCACUCAUACGGGGGGUCUGACGAGAUGUUCUGCCCCGACUGACACUCAGAAUGUCAGACUGAUCUCCCUGAGCCAUGAAUGCUUCAAUGAGACGACGGUCCCGCAUACAUAUAGAAUAUCAAUUGAAAUGUAAACAAAAGGUAAACAAAUGGACCCUUUUUUCCCAAAUGGAUACAUUUCAGCGCAUGUGAAUGUGUAUAGUAUCAUAUACUCUAUACUAUUAAUAUACAAAAGCAAGAUAUUGGGUUGGCAUAUUUGCCUGUAACUGAAUCAUAUAUAUAUUAUUACCUCAGACAUCUUAUAGUUUGAACCUUAUAUUUCUGGGUGUAAAGAAUAUCACCUUUGCAUUUCAGACAACAGGAGGAUGGCUUACGGUCUAACUGUAGACAUGAUUGUAGAGGACAUGCGUUUCUGAAGCGAAGAACAACUGUGUGCCUUUCACAUCUCCUCCCAGAUAAUCACAUAAGCAUCUGGUUUAAUCGUACAGAGACUAAGAGACUGGCCCAGGCGUCCAGGGGGCAUCACCAGGGGGCAUCACCAGGGGGCAUCUUCUUCAUCUGAUCUGUGUGAAGAGCACACGAGUGCCUCUCCCUCCUGUGUGGUAUGCUGGCUAUGCUGGGUACAUACACAUACAAGCAUACCUUCCAGGACCCAGCUCUCCAUCUCCAUCUCUAUCUGUACCUGUCUCUCCUCCAGGACCCAGCUCUUCAUCUCUAUCUGUACCUGUACCUGUACCUGUCUGUCCUCCAGGACCCAGCUCUCUA
This is a messenger RNA of Clupea harengus (Atlantic herring), 5557 nucleotides long. It is a transcript of the gene atp8b4, whose product is annotated as ATPase phospholipid transporting 8B4. Lineage: Eukaryota; Metazoa; Chordata; Actinopteri; Clupeiformes; Clupeidae. Gene Ontology annotation, cellular component: plasma membrane; trans-Golgi network. Gene Ontology annotation, molecular function: ATP hydrolysis activity; ATPase-coupled intramembrane lipid carrier activity; magnesium ion binding. The record is from RefSeq and is a predicted model, not a curated record. Gene Ontology annotation, biological process: Golgi organization; phospholipid translocation.